AUGUCGGAAACGAGAAAUGAGAAAGAUAUGAAAAGUGACAAUGAUCCGGAACCAACUCAACAAUGCACAUUGGUCGAAGAAGUCAAAGAGAAGCCCGGCACCAACACCACCAACAACAACACCACCGACACAAGCACUUCGAAUGAGGCGAAAUGGGUGAAGACGCAAAUGUAUGCGAAGAUGGGUACACAAUAUCAGCCAUAUCGAGAUAUUUCAAAUGAGUUCAAGACAUUGAAAGAUUGGAAACCGUCGCAGUUUUCGAGUACGGCUUGGAAGAAGAAUGCCGAAAAAAAUCGAUAUGCUGAUCAAAUGUGCAUGGAUCAAACGCGAGUGGUUUUGAAGGUAAAGCUGACAAGUGUUGAACUUUUGAUGAAACAUAUCGAAAUAUAGCAAAUCGACCAUGAUGAUCACCAUUCCGAAGUCAAAAAUUGGCACAAAUGCAUGUUAGCACUUUUCUGGAGCUCCAAAGUUAGAAUUGGUUUUCGCCCAUUUUCACCGUGUUCCUGGGUGGAAAAUCAAUUUUUAUAACAUGAAUAAGGUUGUUCACCACAUUCGAAAACAUACCCACUUUUCAGUUUAUCACAAAAAUAUGAAAAACCAGCUGAAAACUGCAAUUUUUAAGAAAUUCCUGAAAAUACACAGAAACACACGUUUUUCAAAAAUUGCAGUUUUCAGCUGGUUUUUUCAUAUUUUUUGAAAAACGCUGCUAUGUUUUCGAAUGUGGUGAACAACCUUAUUCAAGUUAUAAAAAUUGAUUUUCCACCCAGGAACAAGGUGAAAAUGGGCGAAAACCGAAACUCAAUGUUAACUUUUUUUGAGCUCAAGAAAUGUGCUCACAGGCAUUUGUGUCAAUUUUUGGUUUCGGUAUCGUGAUCAGCAUGGUCGAUUUGGUAUAUUUCGAUAUGUUUCAGCAAAAGUUGACCUAUGCAAUUCCCAAAAAAAGCUUGUUUUCAAACCACACUUUUUCCAGAAUCGAGAAGGCGCUUGCGAUUACAUCAAUGCGUCUUGGAUGGAAAUGCCAGACGGCCGCAAAUGGAUUUCAACCCAAGGUCCCCUCAAAACCACCAUCGAAGAUUUCUGGCAUCUAAUCUACUCGGAAAACAUCAAAGUCAUCUGCAUGCUGUGCUGUUUUCAAGAGGAUGGUGUCGAAAAAUGCUCCGAAUAUUUCAACAUUGAGGGCAAAAAAUCGGAGACUUUUGGUAUCUACAAGGUUCGUAUCAAGACCAAGACAACUGAGCCGUUCUCAUCGAUUCGUCAGACGGUUUUGGAAGUUGAGAAGAAGAAUUCGAAAAGUCCGCCGGUUGUUGUGACACAUUUGUGGAAUUAUGGAUGGGUUGAUCAUUUUUGCCCAACUGAUACCACGCCAACUGUUUGGAUGUUGAAGACUGCCAUGAGCAUGGUAAGGAGCCCGAGUUAGAGGGAUCUAGAAAACCUUUUGAAAAUUUCAGACUGGCAAAACUCCAAUCGUUGUUCAUUGCUCGGCUGGAAUUGGAAGAACCGCCACUUUUGUCGGGAUUGAUUUCGCUUGCCAAAAGAUCAAACAAGAUCCGGAGAUCAAGAUGUGCGAUGUUCUAUUUAACUUGAGGAGAAUGCGGUAGGUUCCAUGAAUCUAGAAGCUCUAACCCCUAAAUCUUUGCAGCCUUCGCUCAAUCCAAUCUCAACUCCAAUUCGCCUUCCUCCAUCAAUGCAUCGUCGAGUGGUUUGCUCAAGCCAAUCUGAUUGCACGUGACGAACAAUUUGAAAAACUUCGAAACUGUUUUGAAUCGGUUGUAAAGAAGAUGAUCAAGACACAGGGCGAAGCAAAGAAACAGUAUUAUGCGGCGAAAGUGACGAGAGAAGAGAAGGAAAAAUCCAAGGCACAGCCAUCCAGAAAGAAGUGA
This is a messenger RNA of Caenorhabditis angaria, 1880 nucleotides long. The record is from the annotation of a GenBank genome assembly. Lineage: Eukaryota; Metazoa; Nematoda; Chromadorea; Rhabditida; Rhabditidae.